AUGGACCCCCGUACCAGUGCUCAGGACGUGAUGCGAUGUGACCUGUGUGAGACCGCUUUGGUACAGAUGCACUGUGAUACAUGUCUUGACAAUUUAUGUACAGCUUGUGUGGGAGUUCAUUUUUCUGCUGAUCUCUCUAUACAGCAUAAAGUUGUAUACUUCAAGGAUAGAAAAUUUACUCACAUUUACCUUGUAUGUAAAACUCAUAAUAAUAAAGAGCAAUGUCAAAUGUACUGUGAUCGUUGUAACAUUCCUGUUUGUAACAAAUGCCUUGCAUCCAAUCAACACCAGGGUCAUAAAUUAUCAAAAAUAUUGCAAAUUCUGAGUAAAAAGAAAGUAGAGCUCAUCAAGUAUCAAACUGAAUUAAAAGAUACAAUCUAUCCAACCUACCAGGACAUUGUUUCUGAUAUAGUAAACAGAAUGAGUCAGUUAGAAAAGGAAUAUGGAGAUCUCUCAACAGCCAUAACAAAACAUGGAGAGGACUGGCACAGAGAAAUUCACAAAAUUGUCAAGAAACUUAAAAAUGAAGUUGAUGAGAUGAACCACACACAGUCAAAGACUCUCCAGAAACAUCUGAAAGAAAUAAAGCAGAAAAUGAUAAAUAUCAAAGAAAAAAUCGAACUAGUUGAUGUUGCUGUCGAUUCGCCUUAUGUACACUCAGGAAAAAUAAAUAGAGAGCAACUUCCUGUGUUGUUUGGAGUUUUAUCAUCAAUUUCUUUAUUCCAAGAAAAGAAUGGUUACAACAUUCAGACAUCACCAGAAGCUGGGUCCUUUCCUCCAGUCAAACAGCCGAUUGAUGUACCGGCGAUUGUCACUACCAUAGAUACUGGAUAUAAAUACCUUUACAGUGUGGCCUGUUUGAAUGAUGAAGAAAUCUGGACAAGAGGAAAUGACAGCACUAUGAAACUUUACAGCAUCAACCAGGGAACCCUCGUAAAGUCAAUCACAACCAAGUCAGGGAACUGGCCACAUGACAUAGCUGUGACGAAAAGUGGAGAUCUAGUUUAUACUGAUUACAGGGAUAGAACUGUGAACAUUGUGAAGAAUGAGAAGAUAGAGGAGGUGAUCAGACUACAGAACUGGAGACCUCACAGUGUCUGUAUUACGUCUUCUGGUGACUACCUAGUUAGCAUGGACAGUGAUGAUAACAAACAAACAAAAGUUGUCCGUUACUCUGGCUCCACAGAGAAACAAACCAUUCAGUUUGAAGAUAUAGACAAACCUACCUAUUUCUCUGAAACAAGAUACAUAACACAGAACAGGAACCUGGAUAUCUGUGUGUCUGACAGUGGAGCAGUAGUGGUGGUCGAUCAAGUCGGAAAGCUGAGAUUCAGGUACAUUGGACAUACUCCAGCUCCAAAGAAAAAACCAUUCAGUCCACGAGGAAUCACCACAGACAGUCAGAGUCACAGCCUUACAGCUGAUGAUAACAAUGACUGCGUUCAUAUCAUAGACCAGAAUGGACAGUUCCUCCAUUACAUAGACUGUGGUAUGAAAAUUUUCUAUGGACUUUGUACUGACAAAAAUUACAAUUUGUUUUUUGUUCAGAAGAUGGGCAAAAAAGUGAAGAAAAUCAGAUACCAGACGCGAAAUCCCUCGUAUGCUCUGUAA
This is a messenger RNA of Saccostrea echinata, 1611 nucleotides long. RefSeq lists its product as uncharacterized. The coding region runs from base 1 to 1611 and encodes 536 amino acids. Gene Ontology annotation, cellular component: nucleoplasm; chromatin. The record is from RefSeq and is a predicted model, not a curated record. The transcript has 2 exons. Gene Ontology annotation, biological process: positive regulation of DNA-templated transcription. NCBI's taxonomy places the organism in Eukaryota, Metazoa, Mollusca, Bivalvia, Ostreida, Ostreidae. Gene Ontology annotation, molecular function: ubiquitin-protein transferase activity; zinc ion binding; protein binding.